Messenger RNA from Cladophialophora psammophila CBS 110553, 567 nucleotides. RefSeq lists its product as uncharacterized. Gene Ontology annotation, cellular component: Golgi membrane. Gene Ontology annotation, biological process: vesicle-mediated transport; protein secretion. The transcript is spliced from 3 exons. The record is from RefSeq and is a predicted model, not a curated record. Lineage: Eukaryota; Fungi; Ascomycota; Eurotiomycetes; Chaetothyriales; Herpotrichiellaceae. The coding region runs from base 1 to 567 and encodes 188 amino acids.
AUGGCAGACGAGCCUGGCUCCCUCAACUGGCGCCUCAGCGCCCAUCCCAUCACUCUCCUCACAUAUCUAGGCUUUCGAAUAGGAAGUCUCCUCAUGUACCUCUUCGGCGUCCUCUUCAUCCGCAACUUCGUCCUGGUCUUCAUCUUGACCCUCCUACUGUUGUCCGUAGAUUUCUAUUACCUCAAAAACAUCGCCGGCCGUCGUCUUGUGGGCCUUCGCUGGUGGAAUGAAGUUAACACCUCUACUGGUGAUUCGCACUGGGUCUUUGAGUCUGCGGCAGGGACAGGGAGGGUGGAGAAUAAGACGGACAAGAGAUUCUUUUGGUUGAGCAUGUACAUUGUGCCGGCCUUGUGGGUUGGCCUUGCAAUUCUUGCAUUGGUUAGGCUGCAGAAUUUGAUUUGGUUGGUCACGGUUGUAAUCGCAUUGAUUCUCACAAUUACCAACACUGUCGCCUUCUCUCGCUGCGACAAGUUCAGCCAAGCGUCGAGUUUUGCGGGAUCGGCCCUCUCGGGCUCUGGACUUGCCAGAAGUCUGGCGAGUAACAUGAUGGGACGUUUUUUCAGGUGA